GCAAUACCAAAGCCACAGCCAAACACAAGAAAAGGCAAUGGAGAGAAACAAUCAAAAGAAGCAUUUCGUUCUAAUCCAUGGUGCUUGUCAUGGGGCUUGGUGUUGGUAUAAGCUUGAGACAUUGCUAACUUCAGCUGGUCACUCUGUAACAUCACUGGACCUUGCAGCUUCAGGGAUCAACCCAAAGCAAGUAGAAGACCUCCACUCCAUUGCUGACUAUUAUGAGCCCUUAAUGGCUUUCAUGGCAUCUCUCCCUCAAGAUGAGAAAGUGAUUCUGGUUGGGCACAGCUAUAAUGGAUUGAGCAUUUCUGUUGCCAUGGAGAAGUUCCCUGAGAAAAUAUCUGUAGCUGUUUUCAUCUCUGCUAUCAUGCCCAGUCCCACCAAUAGUGUUGUUAAGAUUGAGGAAGAGUAUGAAAGGAAGGCCAAGGCAGGUAUUCAACGAACAUUCUUGUUUGAAAUCCUUCCAAACAUGGAGCAAUUAGAAAAGCAAUAUGAAAAAAGCCCACCUGAGGAUCUGACUCUUGUAACCAAGCUUGUGAGGCCCAUAGGUUUCUAUGGGAUUAUAGAUAUGUUAAAGGAAACAGCAGUUUCGGAAGAGAAAUAUGGAUCAGUUAGCCGAGUGUUCGUGUUAUGUGAUGAAGAUGAUUUUAUGAAGGCUUUUAUGAUGUGUAUGGUCGCACUAAGCCCACCUGAUAAGGUGAAGGAGAUCCCUGGUUCAGAUCACAUGGUCAUGAUCUCUAAGCCCCAGGAGCUGUGCACCUAUCUCCAGGAGAUUGCCAAUAGAUAUUCUUGAUUUUUCU
Molecule: messenger RNA, 800 nt
Organism: Telopea speciosissima
Lineage: Eukaryota; Viridiplantae; Streptophyta; Magnoliopsida; Proteales; Proteaceae
Product: polyneuridine-aldehyde esterase-like
Exons: 5
Coding region: 38-793 (251 amino acids)
Biological process (GO): salicylic acid metabolic process; jasmonic acid metabolic process
Molecular function (GO): methyl jasmonate esterase activity; methyl salicylate esterase activity; methyl indole-3-acetate esterase activity
Source: RefSeq, a predicted model, not a curated record